This is a messenger RNA of Drosophila navojoa, 1304 nucleotides long. Its product is annotated as odorant receptor 98a. Gene Ontology annotation, molecular function: odorant binding; olfactory receptor activity. Gene Ontology annotation, biological process: detection of chemical stimulus involved in sensory perception of smell; sensory perception of smell. Lineage: Eukaryota; Metazoa; Arthropoda; Insecta; Diptera; Drosophilidae. The record is from RefSeq and is a predicted model, not a curated record. Gene Ontology annotation, cellular component: plasma membrane.
AAUUCGGAAACUAUUUGUGAAAAGUGAAAAUGUUCUUCAGGUAUUUGAGGGAGCCGACGGCAACGGAUCUGAUGCCAAGCCGCGAUGGCUUCAAGUACUUGGAGUACGGAAUGAUGGCCUUGGGCUGGGUGCCGCAGGCGAUCGAUAAGAAAUAUCUUUGCAUCUACAAGAUGUGGACGAUGUUUGUGAUAUGCUUGGCUGGCUAUUUGCCCGUCGGCCUGUGCAUUACCUAUGUGAAGGAGUUCAGCACGUUUACGCCCGGAGAGCUGUUCACUUCCCUGCAGGCGGGCUUCAAUGCGCCGGCGGCCUUCACCCGUGGCGUGAUAUCCUUCCUGAAUGUCUGGCGGCUGAUGGAGCUGAAGAAGCUGCUGGAUGAGAUCGACAAGCGUUGCGUAACGGAAGAGGAACGCAUUCUAGUGCAUCGGGCCGUCAUACGUGGCAACAAGAUUUAUCUACUAUAUCAGUUCACCUACUCGAUCUUCGUGACCCUCACGUACCUAACGUCCGUGUGCCGUGGCCUGACGCCCUGGCGUGUGUAUAACCACUUCAUAGACUGGCGAGACGGGCCCUGGAGCCUGUUGAGCGCCUCCUUUAUCGAGUACAUUAUCAUGUCGUCUGGCGUUUACUAUAAUCAAAUGACCGACGUGUAUCCGCUGAUCUUUGGCUUUGCCCUGCGUUCGCAUCUCCAACUACUUUGCACACGGAUCGAAAGUCUGCGCACCGAUCCCUCGAUGUCAGAGGAGCAGAACUAUGUGGCCCUCAGGGGCUGCAUCGGAGACCACAAGCUAAUACUGAAGAUUUGCGAUCUGAUGCGACCCUGCAUAUCGCAAACGACAUUUGUGCAGUUCCUAUUCGUUGGUCUGCUCUUCGGCCUGACCAUGAUCAACUUGAUGUUCUUCGUGGAUCUGUGGAUGGGCCUCGCCUCGAUAGCCUACAUUAUUGCGCUCUUUUUUCAGACAUUUCCAUUCUGUUUCACUUGCAAUCUGAUCGAGAGCGACUGCGAGAAGCUGGCCUUGGCUUUGUUCCAAUCGAAAUGGGUCGAUGCGCCGCGCCCAUAUAAGUCGGCCCUGAUCUACUUUCUGCAGAAUGUUCAGCAAUCGAUACGAUUCACAGCGGGCUCCAUAUUCCCCAUCAGCCUCGACACCAAUAUCAAAGUCGCCAAGUUGGCAUUCUCUGUCGUAACAUUCGUCAAGCAAAUGAACAUUGCUGAAAAAUUGAAGACGACAUAAAGUGGCUGAAGAUGUUAUGCAUGAGUAUAUAUUGGGUAUAGCUAUAUAUAGUAGAGUAUAUAAGGUGAAGAGUAU